Molecule: messenger RNA, 1670 nt
Organism: Rubroshorea leprosula
Lineage: Eukaryota; Viridiplantae; Streptophyta; Magnoliopsida; Malvales; Dipterocarpaceae
Source: the annotation of a GenBank genome assembly
UAAGUGUGAAACUCUCAUUUAAUUUACUUUAAUUUCAACUGACAUCAUUUAAUUUACGUUAAUUUCAACUGAUAGAUUUUUACUUUUUCCUUUAUGACCAAUCUACCCCUUAUUAAAUGAAAAACUCAUCUGUCCUAAACCAUUUAUUCUUCUCCAACUGUGCCGUUCUAUCUCCUUCCCAUUCAUUUGGGUGGUGUUAUUGCCACAGCUUCAAAGGAAUCUCACCGUUGUUGCUUCAAAAGCUGCAGCUCUAUCUUGCCUUAUCGCCUCUAUUCCAGUCCAGUUUCCAUGAUACGGUGGACCUCCAGUUCCAUGAUACGGGCCCUCUUCUAAAGAUAGAAGAACAAAAGCGAAUUAGAGGUACACUUCUCACCAUCAGAAGAAGUCAUGAGGUGCUCCAAGUACUUGAGAUUGAGCUAAGCCUCUUGUAUGAGGUUCUUCACACCAAGUUGUCCGUUAUCGACAGCAAGAGUGGAUUUAAUCUCCGUAUAGCUAAUUUCGGUUGCAUCUUGCUAGCCAUAAUUACAUUCUCUUUGGCUAAGUGGCACUACCAGUUGUGGGAAUUUGACAUGUUGCUGACUUAUGGGUUGCUAAUUGCGGCCUUGGCAUUGGAUUCCUUAUCUAUCAUGUUACUCGUUAAAUACUCCGAUUGGUAUGCCAUUGCUCAUUUCAAGGAUACAGUAAAGAAGGAUGCUGCAUCCAAGGUUAUCGAAAGGCAGCGCAGGUGGUGUAACGAAGUUUCCCAGCUAAAUUGCUUAACUUACCAUGUCAAGGGUAUGCCAGUUUGGUUGAACAAACUGGCUGAUAUUCUUCACUUGAGGAGUUCGCUGAAAGUCAUUAAAGGAUUCUGUUGUCAGUCCUCUCAGAAUUUCGAAACCUUACUCUGGCGCUUCAUCUAUUACGAAGUGAAAGAUUUUCCAGAGGAUACACGGAUCAAUGAAGUUUGGUUGGAAACGGGUAAAAAACUUCUGGAGCGUGUCUUGAAUAGGAAGCAGAAGAAAAUGCUUGAUGAUUUAGAUUACACCCAAAGCCUUCUAGUGUGGCAUAUAGCCACUGAAUUAUGUUACCAAGAGGAUAACGAGUACAACCCCCCUGAGAAUAGGACAAAUUACAGACCAAUUUGCAAGCCUCUUUCGGAUUAUAUGUUUUACCUUGCAGUGAAGCAGCCAACCAUAAUGGCUUCCGUGUUGGACAAUUGGAGCACCAUGUUUAAGAAGAUAUCAAAAAUGAUUCAGUCAGAAGUGCCUUGGAGUUUCCCCUUAAAUGAAAAGAAUGUCAGCAGAAAAAUCCUUGACAUGAAGGUAGAAGAAAACAGUACCGAUUCCUUUGAAGUUGAAAAAGAUAAUGAAGAUGAUGGUGAUAAUGUUGAAAAUUCCUCGCCAUCCCAUGGUGAAGUUGAAAUUUCCUUAUCUUCUGCAGUUCUGCUUGUACGCGGGCUCAAGCAGCAAGACAACCAAGCGACGGCAGAAUCUCCAUCUCUAGAACUUCAUCGUUGCACUGAUUUUGCCUUGUCGUCGGUGCUGCGUUGCCACUGGUGCUGCCUGCGUUGCCACCAGUGCUGCCGCUUGCCGCUGCUGCUUGCCUGAUUCGACCUGCCGAGUUGUCCCCUGCAUUGAAAACCCAAACUCCAUUUGCACUUCCUUUUGUCUUUUGGCUUUGAUAUAUUUAAU